AUGAAGCGAUAUGUUUAUAUCAACGACGAUGAAUCCCCGACGCAGGAUCUCUAUUGCGACAACCGCAUUUCUAACCGGAAGUACACUGUCUGGAACUUUCUCCCUAAGAAUUUAUGGGAGCAAUUCAGCCGGUUCAUGAACCAGUACUUCUUGUUGAUUGCUUGCCUUCAGCUAUGGUCACUAAUUACUCCAGUAAACCCUGCCAGCACAUGGGGUCCGCUAAUUUUUAUUUUUGCUGUCUCUGCAUCAAAGGAGGCUUGGGACGAUUAUAAUAGAUUCCUCUCUGAUAAGAAAGCCAAUGAGAAAGAAGUCUGGAUCGUUAAGCACGGGCUAAAAAAACCUAGCCGAGCACAGGACGUCCGUGUAGGUGAUAUUGUGUGGCUUCGGGAGAAUGACGAAGUCCCAUGUGAUCUUGUUGUGCUUGGUACAUCAGAUCCUCAAGGCCUUUGCUACAUUGAGACUUCUGCUCUAGAUGGCGAAACUGAUCUAAAAACUAGAGGUAUACCAUCUGCUUGCACGGGAAUUGAUUCAGAGUUGCUCCACAAAAUUAAGGGUGUUAUCGAGUGCCCCAAUCCAGAUAAGGACAUUAGGAGAUUUGAUGCAAAUUUACGUCUGUUCCCUCCCUUUAUUGAUAAUGAUGUCUGUCCAUUGACAAUAAAGAAUACGGUUCUCCAGUCGUGCUACUUGCGGAACACAGAGUGGGCUUGUGGGGUAGCUGUUUAUACGGGAAAUGAAACCAAGCUGGGUAUGAGCAGGGGUAUACCUGAACCUAAACUUACAGCUAUGGAUGCCAUGAUUGACAAAUUGACUGGCGCAAUAUUUGUCUUUCAGAUAGUAGUAGUUGUAGUUCUAGGCAUUGCAGGGAAUGUAUGGAAGGACACAGAAGCAAGAAAGCAAUGGUAUGUCCAGUAUCCCAAAGAAGGACCGUGGUACGAACUACUGGUUAUUCCUCUAAGAUUUGAGCUCCUUUGUUCAAUAAUGAUCCCGAUAUCCAUUAAGGUAUCUUUGGAUCUUGUGAAGAGUUUAUAUGCUAAGUUCAUUGAUUGGGAUAUUGAGAUGUUUGAUCAAGAGACAGGCUCUUCAUCUCAUGCAACAAACACAGCGAUAAGUGAAGACCUGGGACAAGUCGAGUACAUUAUGACUGAUAAAACUGGAACCUUGACUGAAAACAAGAUGGUCUUCAGGAGGUGUUGUAUCAGUGGCACAUUUUAUGGUAACGAAAGCGGGGAUGCCUUAAAAGAUGUUAGAUUGCAAAAUGCGGUUGCCAGCGGAUCUCCUGAUGUCAUUCGGUUUUUGACAGUCAUGGCAAUAUGUAAUACUGUUAUACCUGUGCAAAGUAAAAAUGGAAAUGUUCUUUAUAAAGCACAGUCACAGGAUGAAGAAGCUCUUGUUCAGGCUGCAGCAAAGCUGCAUAUGGUCUUAUUCAGCAAAAGUGGGAAUCUUCUUGAAAUCAGAUUCAAUGCUUCAGCAAUUAAGUACGAAGUUUUGGAUAUUCUGGAGUUCACUUCUGACAGGAAAAGAAUGUCAGUAGUAGUAAGAGACACUCGGGAUGACAAGAUUUUUCUCUUGUCCAAAGGAGCAGAUGAAGCUAUACUUCCUUGUGCUUCUGCUGGACAACAAACGAGGACACUAAAUGAGGCUGCGGAUCAAUAUGCUCAGCUGGGCCUGCGUACAUUAUGCUUGGCAUGGCGUGAACUCAAAGAAGACGAAUAUCAGGAGUGGUCAUUGAUGUUCAGAGAGGCCAGUAGCACACUGGUUGAUAGGGAGUGGAGAAUAGCUGAGGUGUGUCAAAGGUUGGAACAUGAUCUUGAGGUUCUUGGAGUUACGGCGAUAGAGGAUCGUCUUCAGGACGGUGUACCAGAAACAAUUGAGAUGCUUCGAAGAGCCGGAAUAAAUUUUUGGAUGCUAACUGGAGACAAGCAGAAUACGGCAAUACAAAUUGCUCUUUCUUGCAACUUUAUAUCACCAGAACCCAAAGGCCAGCUUCUGUUGAUUGAUGGCAAGACUGAAGAUGAAGUUUGUAGAAGCUUAGAGAGAGUGUUGCUUACUAUGAGAAUAACGUCAUCAGAGCCAAAGGAUGUAGCAUUUGUUGUCGAUGGCUGGGCUCUUGAGAUUGCUCUAAAAAAUCAUCGGAAAGAUUUUACUGAGUUGGCAAUUUUGUCAAGGACUGCUAUUUGUUGCCGUGUGACCCCAUCGCAAAAAGCACAGCUUGUGGAACUGUUGAAAUCAUGUGAUUAUAGAACACUGGCUAUUGGUGAUGGUGGAAAUGAUGUGAGGAUGAUACAACAAGCUGAUAUUGGUGUUGGCAUAAGUGGAAGAGAAGGACUUCAGGCAGCUAGGGCAGCUGACUAUAGCAUCGGGAAAUUCAGGUUUUUGAAAAGGUUAAUUCUUGUCCAUGGGAGGUAUUCAUACAACCGCACAGCCUUCUUGUCCCAGUAUUCAUUCUACAAGUCGCUAUUAAUAUGUUUCAUCCAGAUAUUUUUCUCUUUCAUUUCAGGUGUUUCGGGGACCAGUCUUUUUAAUUCUGUUAGCUUGAUGGCCUAUAACGUUUUCUACACUAGUAUACCUGUUCUUGUCAGUGUCCUUGACAAAGAUCUUAGUGAAAAAACCGUCAUGCAGCAUCCUCAAAUUUUAUUCUACUGCCAAGCAGGAAGGCUACUUAAUCCUAGCACAUUUGCUGGAUGGUUUGGCCGGUCCCUUUUCCAUGCAAUUGUUGUGUUCAUAAUCAGCAUAAAUGCAUUUGCAUAUGAGAAAAGUGAAAUGGAAGAGGUUGCAAUGGUGGCACUGUCUGGAUGCAUAUGGUUGCAGGCUUUCGUUGUAAUAAUAGAGACCAACUCCUUCACAGUAUUACAACAUCUUGCAAUCUGGGGGAACUUGAUUGGAUUUUACAUCAUAAAUUGGAUCGUCAGUACCAUUCCAUCAUCUGGGAUGUACACAAUUAUGUUUCGGUUGUGUAGUCAACCAUCUUACUGGAUUACAAUCUUUCUAAUAGUUGGAGCAGGGAUGGGUCCAAUACUUGCCAUAAAAUACUUCAGGUACACGUACACACCAAGUAAAAUCAACACCCUCCAACAGGCUGAACGUCUUGGGGGACCAAUACUCUCUUUGGGCAAUAUCGAUCCACAGCAAAGAUCGAUGGAGAAAGAAGUGGCAGCACUGUCAAUUACCCAACCCAAGGGCCGGAAUUCGGUGUACGAGCCACUGCUGUCGGAAUCCCCCAGUGGUACAAGGAGGUCAUUUGGAUCGGCAGCGCCAUUUGAAUUCUUUCAGUCACAAGCGUCCAGAUUGUCAUCGAGCUACUCUAGAAACUGCAAGGACAAUUGA
Molecule: messenger RNA, 3324 nt
Organism: Linum trigynum
Lineage: Eukaryota; Viridiplantae; Streptophyta; Magnoliopsida; Malpighiales; Linaceae
Source: the annotation of a GenBank genome assembly